CACUACUCACUACUUUAAUUCACUUCAACCCCAGCCCAAGACUUAAUCAAGAAAAACAUCAAACACAAAAAAAUGCCGUACCUCGUCAGCGACGACGACGACGAUGCUGAGCCUUUCGUCGAGACCGAUCCCACGGGCCGUUACGGGAGGUACAGCGACUUGAUCGGUGCCGGUUCCGUAAAGAAAGUGUACAGAGCUUUCGACAUAGGAAAGGGAGAAGAAGUGGCUUGGAACCAAGUUUCCUUGAGAAAGUUCGUGGACGAUAACUCCAUGAUCGCAAGGCUAUUCACGGAGGUUCGUUUGUUGACAUCUUUUAAAAACGACAACAUUAUUGCUUGCUUUGCCGCCUGGAACGACAACCAGAACCGAACGCUCAACUUCAUCACCGAGGUCUGCAUGUCCGGGAACCUGAGGGAGUACCGUAAGAAGCACCGUAGGGUUUCCGUGUGUGCAAUCAAGAAUUGGGUCCGCCAGAUCCUGAGAGGUCUGGAGUACCUUCACACGCGCAAGCCGUGCGUGAUUCACAGAGACCUAAACUGCAGCAACAUAUUCAUCGACGGACAUACCGGGAAGGUGAAGAUAGGGGACUUGGGAUUGGCGACCGCAAGGGACCGGAACGCCAUCGUGCAGUCGAUGGUGGGGACGCCUGAGUACAUGGCGCCAGAGAUUUUCGAGGAGAAGUAUACGGAGACGGUGGAUAUUUACUCGUUCGGGCUCUGUGUGUUGGAACUCGUUACCAUGGAGAUUCCGUACAGCGAGUGUAGGUCAAUCGUCGAAAUUUACAGGAAGGUGAGUGGUGGGGUGAAGCCCCAGGCCCUGAACAAGGUUAAGGAUCCGGAAGUGAAGGGGUUCAUUGAAAAGUGUAUUGUACGUGACCCGGGAAGGCCCUCGGCGGCCCAACUACUUAAGGAUCCCAUUUUUGAUGGGCUUCCAGAUGAUAAUGACGAUGACGACGGCCACGGGGAAUUGUUUGGAGUACAUUUGAGUUUUUAAUAUCUGUUGUUUCUGUUUAAUUAGUUGCUAGUUCUUCAUUAGUUUAAGCUUGUACAUUCGAAUUAAUUUAGUAAUUAUCUUUUAUUAGUGAAUUCAAUA
Messenger RNA from Humulus lupulus (European hop), 1092 nucleotides. Its product is annotated as probable serine/threonine-protein kinase WNK11. Gene Ontology annotation, cellular component: cytoplasm. The transcript has a single exon. Bases 73 to 993 code for a protein of 306 amino acids. The record is from RefSeq and is a predicted model, not a curated record. Gene Ontology annotation, molecular function: protein serine/threonine kinase activity; ATP binding. Gene Ontology annotation, biological process: intracellular signal transduction; protein phosphorylation. Lineage: Eukaryota; Viridiplantae; Streptophyta; Magnoliopsida; Rosales; Cannabaceae.